Molecule: messenger RNA, 2676 nt
Organism: Saimiri boliviensis boliviensis (Bolivian squirrel monkey)
Lineage: Eukaryota; Metazoa; Chordata; Mammalia; Primates; Cebidae
Gene: TERF2
Product: telomeric repeat binding factor 2
Biological process (GO): negative regulation of telomere maintenance via recombination; negative regulation of telomeric D-loop disassembly; protein localization to chromosome, telomeric region
Cellular component (GO): chromosome, telomeric region; nucleus; shelterin complex
Molecular function (GO): telomerase activity; protein homodimerization activity; G-rich strand telomeric DNA binding
Source: RefSeq, a predicted model, not a curated record
GGCUCUGAGCGCUGUUCCUAUCAUGGCCGCGGGAGCCGGGACGGCGGGCCCUGCUUCCGGCCCGGGCGUAGUGCGUGACCCGGCGGCGUCACAGCCGAGGAAGCGGCCCGGCCGGGAGGGCGGGGAGGGCGGGGAGGGCGCGCGGCGGUCGGACGCGAUGGCUGGAGGAGGCGGGAGCAGCGACGGCAGCGGGCGGCCGGCGGGCCGGCGGGCGUCCCGCAGUAGCGGGCGGGCCCGGCGGGGGCGCCACGAGCCGGGGCUGGGGGGCCCGGCGGAGCGCGGCGCGGGGGAGGCACGGCUGGAAGAGGCAGUCAAUCGCUGGGUGCUCAAGUUCUACUUCCACGAGGCGCUGCGGGCCUUUCGGGGUAGCCGGUACGGGGACUUCAGACAGAUCCGGGACAUCAUGCAGGCUUUGCUUGUCAGGCCCUUGGGAAAGGAGCAUACCGUGUCCCGGUUGCUGCGGGUUAUGCAGUGUCUGUCGCGCAUUGAAGAAGGGGAAAAUUUAGACUGUUCCUUUGAUAUGGAGGCUGAGCUCACACCACUGGAAUCAGCUAUCAAUGUGCUGGAGAUGAUUAAAACAGAAUUUACACUGACAGAAGCAGUGGUCGAAUCCAGUAGAAAACUGGUCAAGGAGGCUGCUGUCAUUAUUUGUAUCAAAAACAAAGAAUUUGAAAAGGCUUCAAAAAUUUUGAAAAAACAUAUGUCCAAGGACCCCACAACUCAGAAGCUGAGAAAUGAUCUCCUGAAUAUUAUUCGAGAAAAGAACUUGGCCCAUCCUGUUAUCCAGAACUUUUCCUAUGAGACCUUCCAGCAGAAGAUGCUGCGCUUCCUGGAGAGCCAUCUGGACGACACUGAGCCCUACCUCCUCACGAUGGCCAAAAAGGCUUUGAAAUCUGAGUCUGCUGCCUCAAGUACAGUAAAGGAAGAUAAACAGCCAGCACCAGGGCCUGUGGAAAAGCCACCCAGAGAACCCACAAGGCAGCUACGGAAUACUCCAACCACCUUUGGAAUGGCGACUCUGAAGGCAGCUUUCAAGACUCUGUCCGGUACACAGGAUUCUGAGGCAGCCUUUGCAAAACUGGACCAGAAGGAUCUGGUUCUUCCUACUCAAGCUCCCUCAGCAUCACCAGCCCUCAAAAACAAGAGACCCAGAAAAGAUGAAAAUGGAAGUUCAGCCCCUGCUGAGGGUGAGGGUGGCUCGGAACUGCAGCCCAAGAACAAGCGCAUGACAAUAAGCAGAUUGGUCUUGGAGGAGGACAGCCAGGUCACUGAGCCCAGCACAGGCCUCAACUCUUCCCAGGAGGCCGUUCCAGCACCGCCAUCCAAGACCACCGUUCUCAACCAACCCCUUCCUGGAGAGAAGAAUCCCAAAAUGCCCAAAGGCAAGUGGAACAACUCUAAUGGGGUUGAAGAAAAAGAGACUUGGGUGGAAGAAGAUGAACUGUUUCCAGUUCAGGCAGCACCAGAUGAAGACAGUACAACCAAUGUAACAAAAAAGCAGAAGUGGACUGUAGAAGAAAGCGAGUGGGUCAAGGCUGGAGUGCAGAAAUAUGGGGAAGGAAACUGGGCUGCCAUUUCUAAAAAUUACCCAUUUGUUAACCGAACAGCUGUGAUGAUUAAGGAUCGCUGGCGGACCAUGAAAAGACUUGGCAUGAACUGAAACAGGCUUUCAUUUCCACAGAAUUCACAGGAGCAUGGUUCCUAAUAAUAGCCCCUGAUAGUCUGCUGUUUAUUUCAGAAGCUGGGCUGGGAUGAGAAUUUUGGGUAACCUCCUUCGACGUGGGGGAGGUCCCAGUUCCACUUCAUCACUAUUGGAGAUCAUGGAGCUAAGAAACAGAGCCAAGUCCACCCAUGUCCUUGGCAGAGAUGACAGGCAUACAGCUUGUGCAGUGCCAGAAUAUCAUUAGUGUUUCCCUUCCUUAGUAGUUUGCUUAAAUUUAAAUCCCUGGUAAUCUGUAGAACCUUCUCCUAGAAAUGGUGAAGUCUAUUAGGAGCCACCUGUGACUCCAUGACUGGUUAAAACCAGCAGUGUGAACAUUAUUUGGAGUAAACUUGUUCCACCUGAAGUUCUGGCCUUCUGCUGCAAAUGCAAAGGAACUUAGUCUGUUAUGAACCCAGGUUGAUGAGAGACCAGUCCUUGUGGGAUAAGAUUCCCUGUAAAAACUCUUUAGACAGUUGUGACAUCAACCCUAGACCUGACUGUCUUGGCAUUUGCUCUCAAUAUUUGUUGGGCUAUGUAGGUAGGUUUAUCCUCCACUUCUCAUGUGGUUGAACCAGUGUGUUUUUUGGUAAAAUGGUGAUUGUAGAUAAGCUUAGUUCCCACACACCCUCUCCCCUGCUUCUUUUCCCAAUUCCCUUCCUUAUGCUGGACUUUUAAAGCUUAAAAAAAAAAAAUCCUGAUUGAAUAUAAAUGCCUAAUUUCAUUACUUGUGAAAUGAUUGCUUCCUCUUGAUUCCCUAAUUGUGCUGUGUUUGUGUCUUGCACUGGAAUUCAACAUUCCCUUCUCCUUUUGUACUGUGUCGUGCUUGCUGUCUCUCCCAGACAUCCUUUAAGACUGUCUUUUUAGCAAAAAAUUUCAGUAAAGUGUUUUCUGUAAUCUUUUUUUAUAAGAGGAGAACUAAUUAUUGUCCAUACUUGUAGCAUUCUUCAUUAAAGUCUUGCUUCUCUCAACUGUAA